GUAGACACCAAUCUUCUGGAGACGAUGUCGGCCUUGAGGUCUUUGACGGCGGCCCAAAUCAUCAGUCAGGGAGAUUACCUCGAUGCCGAUUUCGACCCUGCUACUCUUACAGUUCCGCAAUUGCUUGGGAUCCUCGGUUACCACAGCGUUCGUUUUCCGACACCCUACACGAAGCCCAAACUUGUCCAACUUUUCCUGGAUGAAGUAAGACCGAAGGCCACGAAAUUCCGCAAGGAACGGCUGAAAAGGGAGAACAGUAUCGCUAGCGAUGAUGGAAUAACCGAUGGUAUUACUGGUGAACCAAUUAAUGGAAAGGGAACCUCCACCAGGCGGUCUUCUAGGAGGCUUUCUCGCCGCUCGGAAGACGCUAACCCGAUCCAACCACCUGAACCAGUUAAGCGCCGUCGUUCUGCCCAGCCUAUCCUUAGAAACGUUUCGAAAGGCAAGGCGCGUGCCAUGCAACCCGCACUAGCGGAAGAAAGUGAACCAGACGAAGAGAUGCCUGUGAGGACAUUGCAUAGGAAUGAUGAAACGACAGCGGGUGGGAAGACAAUAACAUAUUUCAAUCCGGCGCAGAAUCUUCUUCCCCUAAUCCCCUGCAAAAGUGUUCGUAGGAAAUCGCGGCAUUCAAUGUCUGCCCCGCCACAAUUGUCGCCGCCAUCUUCUCCCUCAAAGCCCAUGCCACCUAAACAUUUACCACACUCACCGUCUCCAUCGAAAUUUGCGCCACCAUUUCCACCCGGUGUUCCUCAGCCGCAGUUGCCUUCUCCACCUCAUGAAACUCUGGUCAACCGUCCUUCCGCGGAUCAUGGGUUUGUGCCAGACAAUCACACAUCUCUUGAUGAGUCUUUCAUACACGAUCGAGCCGCCAGCGGGGCAGAUUUCACCCCGGCCAGAGAUGAAACUUCGGACUUCGACAAUAAAUUUACCACCGUUUCCCAGGAGGCCGGUCCAGCAGAUCAUUUGCAAUUAUCAGUUCCUAGGCCGAAAUCGCGAUCUCACUUAUUGACGCUGUUCUACCUGAUUUGUCUGGUUAUUGGCUUCACCGUCGUCAUUAAAUUCAAGAACGAAUCAAUGGCUAUUGGAUAUUGCGAUACCGGCUCGAAUACGAAUCGCGCUCUAGGGGAGUUCCAGGCGCGCCUGUCUGCGAGCUCAGCCAAUGAACAGUGGAAUACCACGAUUUCUAAUUUCCUUUCGGCCCUUAUUGAUGGCAUCAGCCGUGAAGACGGAACACCGAGCUCUCCGCUUGCUCUCAUUCCCUUGCCACAUCCCUCGGCGUGUGCUCCUUGUCCAGAAUACGCAACGUGCACUCAGCACACAGUAUCCUGCAAUUCUGGGCACAUACUGCGUCCGCACCCUGUCCUUGCGUUGCUUUCACCUUUCGGUGCCGCUCCUCCACCUGUUGUUCAAAAGGCCUGGAACUUCAUUUCCAAACUGGCUGAUGGAUUGCCUGGUUUAGGACCUGUAGCCUUCCCACCGUCUUGCAUUGAAGAUCCGAAGCGAAAAAGGAAUAUUGGGGCCUUGGGUAAGGCGAUUGAGGCGCUUCUUGGUCAGGAACGUGGUAGACACGACCUGGCUGAUACCGAAGGAGGUGAAGCCAGAAAGUGGGGUUUAGAGAUAGAGGUGUUGCGAGAAGUUAUGAAACAGAAGACAGCGCCACAUCUCUUGGAAACCUUCGAUGACACUUUCAAUGAGGCUAUUCAGCAACUGGCAGAGUGGGGUAGCGUUAUCUUCGGACAGGACAUGUCCGGUAGCCGCUAUUUGGCGCACAAAAUGGCUUAUAUGACCCUUACCUGCCAAGUCACUGUGAAGUUCCGGGAACUGUGGUUACGAUGGCGCGGAACUUUUUUCGCGUGCUUUGUGGCUUAUUGUGCGCUUUAUCUCCUCAGGCGGUCCCGCGCCCAACGACAAAUCGAGGCCAAACGUGUUGCAGAAUUAGUUCGAAUUACUUUGGAUACAUUGCGUAACCAAGAGCUUGCCCACCAUGCGGAUCCGGUGACGGCACCGCAAGCAUAUCUGUCAUCUGUACAACUACGUGACCUCAUUUUACAAGGGGAGCACUCAAUUUCCGCUCGUAGGAGGCUCUGGGACCAGGUGGAACACGUUGUCGAGGGCAACGCAAACGUCAGGGCCAACCUAGAAGAAGUGCAGGGGGGUGACGAGCUCCGAGUUUGGAGAUGGGUGGGGACCGCGGGAAGGGGACCAGAACAACGGAAGAGGGUACGAACUGAAGUAGAAAAGGAUGACGAACCAAUCUCAUGACCUCCUGAGACGUGUAGAUAUCGGCCUUUUUUCAGAAAGCGGCUGACUUAACCAAGCUUUUCUUGUGCUUAGCGAUCACUAAUGAAGUUAAGACUACAUCGAGUCGUUCUUAUGGGUCCUUCUUUAUUCGGC
Messenger RNA from Pisolithus orientalis, 2394 nucleotides. Its product is annotated as Man1-Src1p-C-terminal domain-containing protein. The record is from RefSeq and is a predicted model, not a curated record. The transcript has 10 exons. Gene Ontology annotation, cellular component: nuclear inner membrane. Gene Ontology annotation, molecular function: chromatin binding. The coding region runs from base 25 to 2262 and encodes 745 amino acids. NCBI's taxonomy places the organism in Eukaryota, Fungi, Basidiomycota, Agaricomycetes, Boletales, Pisolithaceae.